GCGCAGACGUCACUCAGGCUGUUAGUCUAUACACAUAGGCUUCCGGGACACAGAGCAUGCUGGGAAAUCCGAGAUACAGCUGGCAACUGGAAAUAUAAUUAGGACCUGGAUGGAUGGUCAAUAUGAAUCGAAUGAGUGCUCCUGGAAGCUCCAGUACACAAAGACGACGCUUGGCUCUUGGGAUUGUUAUUCUGCUUCUCGUUGAUGUAAUCUGGGUUGCUUCCUCUGAACUGACUUCAUAUAUAUUUCAGGAGUACAACAAACCUUUUUUCAGCACGUUUGCAAAGACAUCUAUGUUUGUUCUGUAUCUCUUGGGAUUUAUUGUGUGGAGGCCAUGGAGGCAGCAGUGCACAAGACGUCUCCGUGGGAAACGCGCAACUUUUUUUGCAGAUGCUGAAGGUUAUUUUGCUGCAUGUACUACAGACAGCUCUCUGACCCAUGCAUUGAGUGAGCCUCUCUAUGUUCCUGUCAAGUUUCAUGAUUUGCAGAGUGAGAAGUUGGUGAACACAAAUAAUGAAGUUGAUAAAACAACUAAGAAACCACGUGUCCGGUUCAGUAACAUAAUGGAAAUCCGACAGCUCCCAUCUAGUCAAGCGCUUGAAGCCAAAUUAUCUCGAAUGUCAAAUCCACCUGUCAGAGAUAGUGAGUCAAUGUUUAGAGCAGUCGGAAAACUUUCAGCCUGUCAGGUCGCCAGGAUCAGCUUCUUCUUUUGCUUUGUGUGGUUCAUGGCAAAUUUUUCUUACCAGGAAGCUCUGUCUGACACACAAGUUGCAAUUGUUAACAUCAUUUCCUCUACAUCUGGACUCUUUACUUUGAUCCUGGCCUCUGUGUUUCCAAGUAGCAGUGGUGAUCGCUUCACGCUGUCCAAGCUGCUAGCUGUCAUUUUAAGCAUUGGAGGUGUAGUACUUGUUAGUUUAUCAGGAUCUGACAGAAAUGGAGGAGAAAACACCAUUGGCUCCCUCUGGUCUCUGGCAGGUGCAAUGCUCUACGCUGUGUAUAUUGUUAUGAUAAAGAGGAAAGUGGAUAGAGAAGACAAACUUGAUAUACCAAUGUUUUUUGGCUUUGUAGGGCUUUUUAACCUACUUCUGCUCUGGCCGGGGUUUUUCCUGUUGCACUACACUGGGUUCGAAGCAUUUGAGCUUCCCAACAAGUUGGUUUGGAUAUACAUCGUAAUCAAUGGGCUUAUAGGAACGGUGCUGUCUGAAUUCCUGUGGUUGUGGGGCUGCUUCCUGACCUCCUCUCUUAUAGGAACCUUGGCAUUAAGUCUUACUAUACCUCUCUCUAUCAUCGCAGAUAUGGUCAUGCAGAAGGUGCACUUUUCAUGGGUGUUUUUUGCAGGAGCUCUUCCUGUUUUUAUAUCGUUUUUCAUUGUGACACUUCUGUGCCAUUAUAAUAAUUGGGAUCCAGUCAUGGUUGGAAUCAGAAGAAUUUUUGCCUUUAUAUGCAGAAAGCAUCGGAUUCAGAGGACAUCUGAGGACACAGAGCAGACUGAAAGUUUGAUACCGCUGCACAGUGUAUCUCAAGACAGUGGAGCAACUAGCAGUCCGUAAAUUUAUGCUACUCCCUGGGAAAGUGACAAUCUUAGAGGAGCAAAAUGGUUAUCUCCUCCUUGAAGCCCAUUUGCUGCUUUUAUACUUGGGCUUACUGGACGCCUGACAUACGGGCUCAUCAAACAGUGACAUGAGGACUUAUUGGACAGUACACACCUGCCUUAUAAAAACAUGUCUACUCUGCUCCAAAUGGGAAAAAAAAUCAGAUGAAGCUGCUUUAACUUAUAUCUUGUUUUAUAGAUAAAUGUUUGCUGGGAAAAUUGUAAAAAUGUCAGUUGAUGUCAAUAAUUUUGUUGGUUAAUGAGUUAAGACAAGGAUCUUAAAGUUAAAUUUGGUACACAACGCACAUAGACCACCUUGUUGCCUAUGUGCUGUAGAAAGUGUAGCUGCACUAGAAACAUGAAAUGAAAUUACAUGUGAUUGCAUUUACGUUUCAGAGAUUUAUACCAUAUGGUGAUUUGAUUUUUUUUAUUCUCUGGGUGUUGGGAAUGUGUGAGUAGCAAUCAUAUACAAUAUGUGCAAAGAAAAAGCAGAUUAGUUAUAUUUCACAAGAGUAAGACCCCAAAUAUAGCAGGGCAGUAAAAAUACAAAAUGGUGUGCAGGUCUGUCAGGCACAGUCUAAAGGGCAAUGAUAUUUAGGAAGCACAUGCAGGUGGGCAGUUAAAUUGGUACAAGCAUGUGGAACUGUGGUUAAUACAGGUGGUUAGACAGUGACAAUUGACCGCCACAGUGGGAUAGGUAAUCAUCAAGACGGUCUCCAACAUCUGUCAGAGGCUGAGUGUAGCCAGAGAUAAUCACAAGCAGUGAAUUAUUGCCACAUGGUAAGGGAAACUGCAAUACGCAAUAUAAUUUCUGGGCAAUCUUUUUUUUUUAUUAUUAUUUGUGCUGCUAUUAUUUGCAGUAUCACAAGCAGAUUUGUAACAAUUUUACAAUUUAAUGUUUACCAUGAGAGCUAUAUUUGUGGAAUAUGGAAUAUAUAGAAUAAUGUAUCUACAGAUGUGAGCAGGCAUUUUAUGUGAGACUCAUACUGUGAAAAAAAUGUUUUACUACUGUGUUCAACAAAAAUAUCUCCCAGUGUUGCCUUUUAGAUUAUUUUUUUUCAAAGUUGCCAUUUGUUAAACAAUAAUUAGUGUCUAUAAAACUUCAUGAAGUUCUGAGAUUUCCAGCAACCUGGAAAUUUGUGAAUGGUCUGUUAAACUGUUUUCCUUUGAUUUUAAUUGGUCCAUUGUAUGAUGUUUUGUCUCCUAGGUCAAUCUGCUUCUCUAACCUUUAUCAGUAUGACUGUGUCAUUGUGUGCACUUAUCUAGUCUGCUGUAUCUGUUUGUGUAUAGUGUGUAUCUGAGCCAUGAUUUGUGUGUGUGUUUUUUUUAUCUGAGCUUGUCUGCUUGCUAUAUGUUUCUCAGUUUGUACAUCUGUGUUUGUAAGUCUGCUGAAUGUUUAGUGUGUGAUACAUAUUUUUAUAGUGUAUGUGUCUUAGUCAGUAUGUAUCUGUAAAGGUGUUUAGACUGUUUUAGUGUAUGUAUCUGAAGGGAAUAUUAGACCUUUAUGACCCUGGACUAUGUCAGUUUGCUUGAGAUCACUUACAUUACAAUUCACGAUUGUGUAAAUGGAAAACAAAUAAUUUUUUAUAGCCUCACUCAUAGUUACUCCUCUUGCCUUCUGAGCCUCCUACCUUAACACACUUGGGACUUGGGAUGAGAAAAUGCUGGAUUACAUUAUACUCAGAAAUGUCCCAUUUUUGUGAAGUACCCUGCAAAACAGAAUACAAUAAAGCCCAGCAAAAAGUCUUGA
Bombina bombina (fire-bellied toad) is the source of this 3341-nucleotide messenger RNA. It is a transcript of the gene SLC35F5, whose product is annotated as solute carrier family 35 member F5. The coding region runs from base 114 to 1550 and encodes 478 amino acids. The transcript is spliced from 15 exons. Gene Ontology annotation, biological process: regulation of peptide transport. Lineage: Eukaryota; Metazoa; Chordata; Amphibia; Anura; Bombinatoridae. The record is from RefSeq and is a predicted model, not a curated record.